Messenger RNA from Colletotrichum paranaense, 1146 nucleotides. RefSeq names its product blastn match against entry EMBL. The transcript has 2 exons. NCBI's taxonomy places the organism in Eukaryota, Fungi, Ascomycota, Sordariomycetes, Glomerellales, Glomerellaceae. The coding region runs from base 1 to 1146 and encodes 381 amino acids. The record is from RefSeq and is a predicted model, not a curated record.
AUGCCGCUACACCUACUGGGUAAAAAGUCUUGGAACGUCUACAAUGCGGACAACAUCGCCCGUGUCCGUCGCGAUGAGGCUGCCGCAAAGGCCAAGGAGGAGGCCGAGGAGCAGCGCAUGCAAGAAGUCGAUGCCGAGCGCCGACUAGCUAUCUUACGGGGCGAGGAGCCACCGCCACUGCCUCCAACAGAAGAAACCCCUGAUGAUGAGCCAAGACAUCGGGACCGUGAUGCCGGUUCGUUCGGCAGGGAGAGAAAGAAGCGCAAGCGCGCUGGCGAGGACGACACUGACUUUGAGUUACGUGUUGCAAGAGAGCGUUCAGGCGUCGUGCAAACAGCCAACGAGACCUUGCGCAAGUCAACCAGCUCUGCGCCGAUCGUAGAUGCAGCUGGGCACAUUGAUCUUUUUGGCGAAGAACGAAAACAGGGUCGUCAUCUAAAGAAUGAAGAAGCGGAGAAGGAAGCGGCAAAAAGGAAGAAGGAAAUGGAGGACCAGUACACAAUGCGAUUAUCAAAUGCGGCCGGCAAGGACGGUAUGGUCGGCCCUUGGUACGCAGCAUCUGGGUCAAGAGCUGAACUCGCAGAGCUCGAGCCCGCCGGCAAGGACGCAUUUGGCAACGAAGACCCAGGAAGGAAGAAGAGAGACGAACAGAGGAUAGUAGCGAAUGAUCCUCUUGCCAUGAUGAAGAUAGGAGCAUCCAGAGUAAGAGAGGUGAAAAAGGAGCGCCAAAGAUUUGAAGCUGAGCGACAGAAAGAACUUGAGCAGCUGCGCAAGGAGGAGAAGCGAAAGGAGAGACAUGAGCGGCGGAGACGAGAGCGGCGGAGGGACGAGGAACGCCACCCUCGAGAUACGUCUCGUGAAAAGGACGAUGGUGAAGCCAGAUCCCGUUCAAGGAGGGACAGCGAACGCCAUCCUCGAUCCAGUCGAGACGAUGGGCCCGUCCGAGGCAGGAACCGUCAUCAUGAAGAGAGAAGCCACAGACACGAAAGAAGGGACGAAAGCGAUAGGCGAUCCAGAAGAGAUGAAAGGAGUCGCCAUGACGGAAGAGGUGAGAUGAAGCACGAACGAAGCAAACGAGACUCUGAUUCACGACAACGAGAUGACCACCGACGGCCGGGAGAACCUCAAGAGCCAAGCAAGUUUUGA